AAAACAAAUACAUAUGUAUGUAUGCAUGUAUCUACAUACUGUGGUGUUUGCGUUGAUGUUAUUUACGUUAGUAAAUUGAAAUUAUUUAAAACCUCUUUAAUAAAAAAUGGGUGGAAACGGCAUUGCUGCUGAAUUAAAAUUGGAGAACCACUUCCCAUUAAAAGAUGAAUAUAUAAAGCUUCAAAAGAAUUAUUCUAAAUUGGAACGAAAGUACAAUGAACUUGUUUCAACGCAAGCAAGUGAUGAUUACCCAGGAGAGCCUUCAAGUUUUUCGGCUAGACUUUCGUUGACAGCUGCUUCCUUAUACGGGCGUCAUACAUAUUCAGAUAUCAACAUUCGAACCAUGUCGAAAAUUGUUCCAGCCCAUAGAUUUGUCCUUCAUGCACGGUCUGAAAAAUGGCAAGAUGCCGCGUUAUGCAGCAUCCAAGAGCUUGACUGGAGUGACAUAGAGGAAGAUAUCGUUUUGGUUCUUUUACGUUGGAUAUACACAGAUCAGGUCGAUUUGCAUCAUGACCGUUUAAGUUUGGACUUAAUUAAAGUAGCACAUCGAUUUAGUUUAUCAACUCUCUUGGGAUUAUGUGAAAAAACACUAGUCUCUUCAGUCGGAAUAAGAUCUUGCGUUCGAUUUUAUUGUGUUGCCGAAGAAAUAGGAGCAUCAACGUUGUUAGAACAUUGUUCUGGUAUAAUAUCAACGCAUUGGGAUGACUUAACAUGUGAAGAUUUUGAACAUAUGUCAGGUCCUUUACUGUUUAAAAUGUUAAAAAACAAAAGCAAGAAUCCACUCCAUUCUGCUGUAAAACUUGAAAGAGAAGACGUUGUUUUAUUAUGCAUUGUUGAAAAUAAUGACACAGUUUCAGACUUUGUAAAUAUUUAUUCAGAAAACGGACUUUUACCUUUACAAAUGGCUUUAUUGGCAAAAAACAUAAAAAUUGCUCAAACACUUGUUGAAAAUGGAAGGGCGGAUAUAAACGCGCUCGACAAAGAGGGAUCACCGCUGGUAAUAUGGGCACUUAGAAAUUGUGACGUUUUUUCAGUAAACUUUUUGUUAAAUAAAAAUUGUCUAUUAGACCUUAUGUCAAGAUCUUCAUCAGAUACAGCUUUACACAUAAUUUGCAACUAUAAUUGCAGAAAUGAAAAUUGGAAAGAAAUUGUUAAAAUAGGAGAACAAAUUCUAGAGAGAAACCCCAAUGUAAACAUUCAAAAUGUCAAAGGAGAAUCACCUUUGCACAUUGCCGUCAAUAGUGACAAUAAGGAAAUGGUGCAUCAACUUCUUAAAGUACCUAAUAUUGACAUUAAUUUACAAACUUUUGAGGGAAAGUCUGCUUUGGAGCUAAGUUUAACAUCGGAAUUACUUGACUUUACGAUCGCCUCAAAUCUUAUUCAUUUUGGGGCAGAUCCCAAUGUUGUUAAAUCAUCAACAGGAGAUAGUUUACUCCAGGUGCUUACAAUAGGGGGUGAACAUUUUGAGGAGGCAGCAAUUUUCCUGGCGGACUUUUCAAAUCUGGAUCACACAAAUUUUCUAGGAUUGACAGCAUUACAUAUAGCAGCUUCAAAAAAUUUAUCAAAGUUAGUUAGGAAGUUGCUGAUAAAAGGGGCAUCAUGCAAUCUAUUAUCGAAUAAUGAAUGGUUGAGAUCACCCGUACAUAUGGCAGUUGACGCUAAUUCUGUUGAUACAUUGGAAGCUUUUGUUGAGUUAAAAAAUUCCGUUAACACCAUGAUAGAUUUUAACUGUCAAGAUUGCAAUGGAGACUCGCCCUUAAGCUUUUGUUUAUCCCAAAAUAAAACGCAUUUAGUACCUAUUUUGAUUCGGGGUGGUGCGGACAUUAACUUUAGAAAUUCAGAUAACUUAAGUCUAUUGCAUCAAUCCAUUUCAAAACGAGAUGAAGAUACUGCGGUUUAUUUACUUGAAAAAGGUGCCGACUAUACCUCAGCAAAAGGUGAACAGACCUCUUCAUUGAUUAUGGCAAUUGAAUUAAAUCUACCUAGAGUGGUAGAAGCCCUUUGCAUAAUUGGAGCCGCACUAAGUUCGUUUGAUAAUAAUGGAGUUUCACCAUUGUGGACUGCUUUAAAAUUAGGAUACGAAGUUGAGGCGCAGAUACUUGUAAAGCACGGCGUUGAUACUGACUGUUGGGACAUUGGGCCGAAUGGAUGCAUGCAAACACUUCUACAUCGCGCAAUAGAGGAACGAAAAGAAUUUGUUGCUAUAUUUCUGAUUGAAAGCCAAUGUGACUUGGACUCUGCACGGCAACCAGGCACAAACGAUGAAGGUGCAGGAAAUGGACAUGAUAAAUCUUCCCCAUUGCAUUUGUGUUGUCGGUGGGGUCUUACCAAAGUACUCCAAACCUUAAUUGAUCAUGGCGCUAAUGUGAACUCGCAAGAUUCUGAUAAAAAAACUCCCCUCCAUAUAGCAAUUGUUAACAAUUACGAUGAAAUAAUAACUAUUCUUCUUUGUCAUCCGGUCAUAGACUUAAAAUUACGAGAUAUAUCUGGAAAUACCUGCUUUACAACUGCCUUAGAAGUGCGUAACCACAAGGCGGCACAACGCAUUUUGGAUAGACUUCCAUCCGCAGCUGAGCAAAUGGAUCAAAGGGGACGUAACUUCUUGCAUUUAGCUAUAGCUAAAGAUGAUUUAGAAAGUGUACUUUUUUUAAUAUCAGUGCAGGUCGACGUAAACUCUCGUGUACACGAUGCCAACCAAUCUACGCCACUACAUUUGGCUGCUGCAUCCCAAAAUGAAAUGAUCACUAGAAACUUAAUUUUAGCUGGUGCCCGAAUAAACGAAAGGGAUGCACUACAAAAAAUUCCCCUCCAUACAGCUAUUGAGCUGGGAAAUCUUUCCGCUGUGUCUGCCUUAAUCCAAAAUAAUGCUGAUUUCGACGCAAUCGACGUUGACGGAAAUAAUGCUUUACAUCUUGCUGUUCGUAAUGGGCAGUUUUUAAUUGUGCGGGAACUCUUAACAGAAUCAACAGUAAACGCGGAAGCUAUGAAUUUUAAAGGUCGGAAUCCUAUGCAUGAAUUAUGUCGUGUUGUUGAGGACAAUACUGCUGCUACCAUUUGCGAGUUAUUUCUCGAGUGUAUGCCUAAAUAUCCAAUCAACACUCCUGAUAUGGAUGGAAAUACGCCGUUACUUCUCUCUUUUAUGCGUGGGCAGUCACCACUUUGUAAAGUUCUUGUGAAAGCAGGCGCUUGUUUAGGCACUGAAAACAAGAAUGGAAUUAAUAUUUUUAACUUCAAGCUUGCCACAAACCAACUGCUCCAUAAAUUACUGGAUCAGUUGCCGCAAGAAUCACCCUGGUCAGAGUCCGAUGUAUGCCAAGAAUGUACUGUAAAAUUUACAAUUACCAUGAGAAAACACCAUUGCCGACAUUGUGGACGAGUUCUUUGUUUUAAAUGUUCAAAUAAUGACGUUCCAAUUCUGAAAUUUGGCAUAAACAAACCGGUCCGUGUUUGCUACGUCUGCUUUACCAUAUUGCAAUGUGGAAAUGGAAUUUAACAUUUAAAAAAAUUUUAUAAUAAUUACAAUUUUAAAAAAUAUUCCUAUGUACAUUCGAAAGAAAAAGAAAAUCUAGCGCCAUGAUGUUUUAUUUUGCGUUCUGAGUGGAAGAGAAAAAUUAAAUUUUUUUUUUUCGAAAAUGGAGCAAAUUUAAAACAUUUUUUG
Drosophila bipectinata is the source of this 3658-nucleotide messenger RNA. Its product is annotated as rabankyrin-5. NCBI's taxonomy places the organism in Eukaryota, Metazoa, Arthropoda, Insecta, Diptera, Drosophilidae. Gene Ontology annotation, molecular function: metal ion binding; protein binding. The record is from RefSeq and is a predicted model, not a curated record.